Halteromyces radiatus is the source of this 1145-nucleotide messenger RNA. RefSeq lists its product as uncharacterized. Gene Ontology annotation, cellular component: nucleus. Lineage: Eukaryota; Fungi; Mucoromycota; Mucoromycetes; Mucorales; Cunninghamellaceae. Bases 88 to 1059 code for a protein of 323 amino acids. Gene Ontology annotation, biological process: mRNA export from nucleus. The transcript is spliced from 5 exons. Gene Ontology annotation, molecular function: mRNA binding. The record is from RefSeq and is a predicted model, not a curated record.
UUUUUUUUCUUUCGUUUUUUAGACUUUUUUUUAUUAUUAUUAUUUUCUUAUUUUUCACAACUUUUGUAUAUCCUCAUCAUUUUAAAAAUGUCUUCUGCCAUGGAUUUAGAUGCUUCUCUUGAUGAUAUCAUCAAGAAAAAACGACCUCAACAGCAAAAAAAGAUUAAUAAGCCUCAACUUAAAAACAAUAAUAAACAGAACAAAAACACCAACAAUAACAACAAGAACAAAAAGAAAAAUACUGGUAAACAAGCCCAAGUUCAACAAAAAACUACCAAAAAUACAGGUAUCCUUAGUCGUUUGGGACGUAUUGGAGUUCAACAACAAUCAAAGACCACUAUGAAACAAGGCAACCGACCUGCUCUCACUACACCAUUGCGAACAAAUAAAGGACGAAACACAAUCUUAGCAAAGGCACUAAGUAAAACGGCAACAAAGGCCUCAACACCUUCUGCAGACCCAUCCAGUAUUGUGAUUACCAAACAGAUCUCGUCAAGUCGGAAUUCAUCAGAUGAACUACAACGAUCUUCUGGCUCUUUUGCUUUCCAACAAAGAUACCAAUCCCCAUUCUCUAUUGCACAACAACAACCAUCUUUUCGACAGGAACCUAGUUUUUCGAUUCGUGGCGUGUCAAGAUCACCUUCUUCAUCUUCUUCUGGUAUUUCGAUUCGUGGCGAGUCUGGUCCUGCAAGUGUUUUAAUCAGCAACUUGGAUAGAGAAGCAAAUGCAGAUGAUAUCAAGACGGCUUGUUCACAAUUUGGUGAAGUGAUUGGAUGUGAAGUAUUUUAUGACAGAAAUGGACGAUCGGUAGGUGAAGCCGAGGUGGAAUUUGCAAGCAAGGCAUCUGCAUUGGAUUGUAUUGCAAAGUUAGAUAAUGAAGAGGCUGAUGGUCAAAUCAUUAGGGUAACAUUAAGGGAACGACCUAAUAAGUACCUUCGACAAAGCGAUACACGACCUAUUAUUGCAAGCACAGUUGCUUAUCCUUCAACUGGUAAAAUGUAUGCAGAUCAAAUGAACACCACGUCAAGAUAUGGUGUACAAAAUGGAAGAAGAUAUUGACAAGGGAAAUAAUAAUUCAGUUAGUUAGUAGUGAUAGCGGUGCUUCAAUAAACAAAAUAAAAAGUAAAAAACUAGUUUGUUCAUUU